GUGUGCAUACUAGCAGCGUCAUGGCUCAGUGGGGGUCUGCUUGGAGUCUUGCUUUCAGCUUCUACCUUCUCCCUCACCUUUUGUGGAUCCAAUGCUGUCGAGCAGUUCUUCUGUGACGUCCCCCCUCUGCUGAAGAUCUCCUGCUCUGAGGUCCACAUUGCCAUUGAUGUGAGUGUGGCUACUGGGUUCUUCUCGUCUGCAGUCUGCUUCAUUUACAUCACCCUCUCCUACGUCCGCAUCUUCUCAGCCGUGCUGAGGAUGCCAUCCUCCGAGGGCCGAACCAAAGCCUUCUCCACCUGCCUGCCCCAUCUCACUGUCAUCAUCAUGUUUAUCUUUACCGCAGCAUUUGCCUAUCUCAAACCACCUGCAGACUCACCCUCGACUCUAGAUCUGCUGGUUUCCAUGUACUACACUGUGGUGCCCCCCGGAGUCAACGUCAACUCCCAGAAAUGA
This is a messenger RNA of Tachyglossus aculeatus (Australian echidna), 453 nucleotides long. RefSeq names its product olfactory receptor 14A2-like. The annotation marks the transcript as partial. Gene Ontology annotation, cellular component: membrane. The transcript is spliced from 2 exons. Gene Ontology annotation, biological process: G protein-coupled receptor signaling pathway. The record is from RefSeq and is a predicted model, not a curated record. Gene Ontology annotation, molecular function: olfactory receptor activity. NCBI's taxonomy places the organism in Eukaryota, Metazoa, Chordata, Mammalia, Monotremata, Tachyglossidae.